AUGUAUAGGAAGACAGAAUUGGGGAGGGUGGCAGCUGAUAAGUUAUUUGAACUUGAUCCUAAAGACUCUGGCAACCACGUAGUUCUUUCUAAUAUGUUUGCAGCUGCUGGCAGGUGGGAAGAGGCCACUCUUGUGAGAAAGGAGAUGAAAGAUGUCGGGACAUAUAGAAGGGUCUUUCUUUAUUCAUUGAUCUUCUUGUUUUGUGCAGUUCUUCCACUACCCAGGAAGGCAACGUUUGUGGCUUUGGCUAAAGUGAAGCUUUAG
This is a messenger RNA of Prunus armeniaca (apricot), 264 nucleotides long. Lineage: Eukaryota; Viridiplantae; Streptophyta; Magnoliopsida; Rosales; Rosaceae. The record is from the annotation of a GenBank genome assembly.